AUGACGUCAAUAGGAGCCGUCACAGCUCCACCUGGAGGAAGCAGUAGACCCAAAUCUGCUAGUGUCUUCCCAUCCGCUAACCGCAAACUGGUUGCUAUUGUGCCGGCCAAUUCGAACCAGACUUCGUAUUCUCACCGUCCUCAAUCCAGUCGACACCCGAGACCACCGACUGUAAACUUAACCAGUCCAAGACCACGACCGUGUCAGGCGUCGAUGCAGCUAUGGCGACAACCUGGAACUCCGGCAGCAACGCGUCAUAACUCGGUAGUGCAGCGUGUAGUACGAGACGAGAUCGACGAGCAACGACAUGUUACACUCGAGGCACAACGUCAACUUCAUGAAUUACACGCCACUAUCGCUCGACGUGAAGAAGAGCUCAGUCUUGCACAACGUCAUCUUCGUGCUUUCGAUCCACUGUCUUCUUGUGCCUCUCAAACUUCUAGAACGCAACCAGAUAUCGUUCCUAAUCUGAAACAAGAAAUCGCACACCAAGACGCAUACAAGAAGCGUCUGCGCUACAUGCACGAGCGACUGGAACAGCAAGUUCGAUACUUAGAGGCAAACGCUGAUCUCCUUGCGGAACGGAAGAGAGCAGCCCAUCGAGAGCGAACGUUGUGUCGGAAUCGCAUCAAAAUUGAGUCCGAUAAGAACCGACAUAUACGGCAACAGCUUCGUGAGUUACACGGCAAGCGAACGGGUUUUAAACGCAGUGCUCUGCCGGUUCUCGAGUCCUAUCGAGACGAAUUGGCUUCACGGUUAGUGAUAGCUCAACGACGCAAUGAUGCGGAUCGUCGACGUGAUGAGUUGUUGAGGUUUAUAGGCACUAGAACCAAUGGAUCGAAAGUUACGAGUAGGUCACUUACAAGCGCCUCGGCUGCGAUAACGAAGGAUCGAGUGCCAGGUAUAAUACAGCGUCGUGACAGCUACAAUAUACUGGUGGACGAUGCAGAUGAAAACAGACGGGAGACGCUGUUUGCCGUGUACGAAGGACAGUUUGCGCGUGUGCUACGUGAGACCGGGGAAGUGGAUUUGAAUGUGGUGCUGGAUCGCUUCCAGUCGUACAGAGAGAGCACUGCUAGACUGCGUGAGAUCGCAGCGGAAUUACGCACGGAAAGCACUCGGUUAGCGCGCGAACAACAGGCGCAUAAUUCGAUGGUAUCACGUCUCCGAGUGUCCGGCCCUGGCGAUAUUACAGAGCGUCGUCAGCGACUACGCGAUCGACUGGAAGGAGCUCUACACACGCAGCAACUAGAGAAGAGUCAAGCUCGAGAACGUAUGAACACGCAGCUCAAAGCGUUCGUGUUUGUUCAGCAAGGAGUGCUACAUAUUGUGGAGCUGUUACUUUGUCUCGAGGACCGUCCAGGGAUGACACUACCAGGUCAAGUGUUAGCGAUGGCACGCACUGUUAUGGGAGGGUCUCAUCCAGCCGAAACAGCUCUGAAGAAUGUGACGCCAGCGCUGCAAACUUUACUACACAUCGCUCGAGAUAUAGGACGGCGUGGAUUGCAACGUGAAUGGCUUAAACUACCAGCGAUAGACUACUCGGUGGCUCAAGUGGCUCGACUAGAGCAGCUUGAGCUCGAUUCGAAUCAAAAGAGUAAUAGCUUCGUUAAGCAGGAGAUUAAGACGACAACUGAAGAAGAAAUAGAUGAAGAAGAACGUGAUACUAUAGUCAUGCGAAGAGCGAUCAAGAAACAAGAGAAGGAGACGCUACAUCAAGCUGAAACAAUCCUCCGUCAAACUUACGACGCCAGGAAGUUACUACAAAUGCAACAGCAAAGAAAACUUCAUCAAUGUCCGACGCAGGUACAGGACAAAUCCGACGUGGAGAUCGUAGCCGCACACUUCCGUGAACAACGACGUAUCGAGAAACAAGAACAUCGUUUUACGAAUGGGAACGCGCCAGCUACAGCUCAACGUCGAAGUACGAUAGUACCAGCUCAAAGUCCAAGAAGAAAAAUUUAAC
Messenger RNA from Phytophthora nicotianae INRA-310, 1966 nucleotides. RefSeq lists its product as hypothetical. The transcript has a single exon. NCBI's taxonomy places the organism in Eukaryota, Oomycota, Peronosporomycetes, Peronosporales, Peronosporaceae. The record is from RefSeq and is a predicted model, not a curated record. Bases 1 to 1965 code for a protein of 654 amino acids.